Molecule: messenger RNA, 3959 nt
Organism: Coregonus sp. 'balchen'
Lineage: Eukaryota; Metazoa; Chordata; Actinopteri; Salmoniformes; Salmonidae
Source: the annotation of a GenBank genome assembly
AUGGAAUUCCCAACUACAUUAGACCUAGGUAGAGGAUGUAUCCCCUUUUAUAUGCACACUAGUGUAGUUUGAAGCACACACUGUCCCACAAUGUAACUACCUAUCUGCUUGAAUAACUGCUAAGAUUAAGUAAUGAUUGAUCCUUCCUGACAGAAGACCCAGGCCCAGUGGGACCUCCAGGGGGGCAAAAGCAGCCUGUGAAGUCCCACCUGUUGGCCUCCAGAGAGCUCCUGGUGGCCUCCCUGUAUAACCUGGCUCCCCUGCUGGACAGGACCCUGGCAGCCGGCCUGCUCUCCCAGGAGAACUACUUUGAGGUGGGGGCAGAGAGGACCCCUCAGGGCCGGGCCCGCAGGCUGCUGGAGGUGGUCCAGGCUGAGAUGGACGAGGCUGGGGCCAGAGGCUUCAUGGAGUGCCUCAGGAGAUGCAAGCAGCACUACCCGCGCCUCCGAGCCUGGCUCAGAACUGAUGCAGGUAUGGAAGGACAAGUGUGUGAACACACGCAUGUGUAUGAAUAUUGUUAACACAUUUCAAAAUGUCAUCUUCCGCAUGCAAACAUAAGUCUUAAGACAAUAUUUGAUGUCUUUUGUUUCCCCCACAGAUAUUCAGCGUGGACCCACAGGUAUGGUAAUGAAGAGAACCUCUUUCUGAAAGGGUCAGACUGUUGGUAUGCAUAGGUGUUUUAAUCUGGCAUUGGUCAUCUCCUAUCUGAUUCAAUGUUGUGCUGAACUGUUGGGCUUCCCCAGAGCGUAAGCUGCAGGCCCAGCUCAGUGUCCUGUGUGGCCGGUUGGGGUUCUCUGUCCUGCCAGUCUCCCUGGAGCUGUUCUCUAAUGGCACCCUGACCCAGUUUGAGCUGGACCAGGUCCAGGCAGUGCCCACAUCCUACCAGCAGACCCACCAGCUCCUGUCCAUCUGUCUGUCCAAGGGAGAGAGGGCCUGCUGUAGCUUCUACCAGGCCCUGGGCAGCGAAGACCAACAGCUGGCCUCAGACAUCAGUGGUGACUAGCUAUUAACUUGUUAUAACAAGUUUAUUACUUUUGUUGCCAAUUUAUUUCUAAUGACUGUUUUCUGUCUCAUGUGUUUUAUGUCUGUAUUUCAGUCAGUGGGCUGGUAGAGGCUCUGCCUGAUAUCUCUGUGGUCAGUGGUCAUGAAGCUUAUAUCACCUCUGUGGCAGUGGAGGAUCCUGGGGUGUGUAGUACUCCUGUGGAAGUGAAGGAUUAUGGGGACUGUAGUACUCCUAUAGCAGUUGAGACCAGACAUACUGAUGGGGAAGUUCUGUCUCUCCCAGACACCCACAUACUCUCAGGUAAAGCUUACACCAGUUAACUACCAUUAUAACACAAGUAGAUCAGUAGCAGCAGAUAGACCAUAGAUUCAGAUUGAAAAUACAAUAAACAAUUGACAGUGACAACCUGUGUCACACCCUCCUCCCUCUCAGGUGUGCUCCAGCAGGUACUGUCCCUGCUGGCCGUGGCUCCAGGUGAGGGGGCCAGGCUAAAUGUGUGUGAGCUGGGGGUGGCGGUGGGUCUGCCCAGGAGGACCGUCAGAGAGUGCCUGUUGGAUGGGGUGGGGGUGGGGGACAUCGCUCAGCUCAGGGCCCUGGUCACCCUCUUCCUCAUUAAGACCCAGGAUGCCUCAAGGCUGCUAAGCAGGGUGGCAGAGUGCACAGCACACCGUAGGUCUCACUACUUACUUAUUUGCCUAUUUGUAUCAGGUACUUCUCAAGCUACCUAUCAGUAACUUUUUUGUUGCUUUUAGGGGUGCUGCUGUCUGAGAGGGGAUGUAUGUUACUGAAGCUGCUGCCAGUGGCUGAGGCCUUUCUCCAUGCCUGGGACCACCACCUGCGAGCUGGGGACCAUCUCCACACUGGGGACCACCACCACCUGCAAGCUGGAGACCACAUUGACAAAGUGUGGAACAUCUUUAGCUUUCUCCUGUGGGACAGCAUGGCAGAGGCACUGGAGGAUCCUGGGGCUGCAGUGGAAUCAUUGUGGAACCCUAGGGAUGCUGUCCGUCUAUUACAAGACAGUGAGAGAGUGGAGACAGAGCUUCUCCAGGAGUUGGAGGAGUGUUGGGCGGACGGGGGAACUGAGAGCCUGUUACAGAGUGUUAAAGUACUAGCUCAGUUGUUACGUGACCUCCACCCUCUCCAGGACAGUCUGUGCCUCUCCCCUCUUGAAGAGGGGGCUGUGUACCCCUGCCGCUCUCGCAGACUCCACAGAGUCACCUGUUUCCAGGGCCUGCCUGCACGGGUCAUCCGCAAAGCACUGGGACACGGAGCUCCCUCCACACACCCAACCCCAGCUGCUCUCCCCAGCCAGCACAGAGAUCUCUGCCUCUGCAUCACACGUCUGCUGGACAGGGUGCACCCACACGAAAGUGCUACCUCCAUAGAUCUCUCCCAGGCUCCUAUUGCUACCAUCACCCAGCACAUCCGCUCCACCCUGGCCCGGCCGGCGUUCGGCCCCCAGGGCUUCGAUGCUGGGGUGAGACACAGGGUUCUGUCUGUGGUAAAGUACGACCCGGUCAGAUGGGGCCUGCCUAACUUACAGGAGCUGCAUAAAGACACUCUGUUGGGUCUGGAGAGCUACCUAAAGCCAGGGGAGCAUCACAGCUUCCAGCUCGUCCCAGAGAAAGUACGGAUCUUUGGAGGGCCAGAGAUACGCUGGGGAGAAAGGGUCAGGGGCCCAGUCGCCAUCGACAACGGGAUAGAGGAAGUCCUCCAAUUUGUCACCUCCGAGCCAGCCUCGUUUCUUAUCAGUGUUAGUUGCCGCGGCUAUGACAGGGGCCAGUACUUUGAGGUACGUGAGCCGCAGUGUGUACGUGUGUCUGGACUGCAGGAGGAGGGGAUGGGCGAGGUGCAGGGUUUAGGGGGGACAGUGUUGGUUUUGGCAGUAGAGGGCGAGACGGUGUGGAUGAGAGAGGGGAGGCAGGGGAGGGAGAGCGGGACAGAGCUGGAGCAGGUCUCUCAGAGACACUCCGCCACGCUACAGGAGGGGGGCUGCUGCUUCAGUGUCACGACCACAGGGACACGUUGCCAGGUCAAGUUCAUCUACAAGACAGGGAGGAUCUCUGCUGUGGCCGAGAGGGACUGUGAAGUUUUCUAAAGCCAUAUUCACACGGGACUAGUAUUACUAUAGAACGUCGGUUAUGUAAUUAUUGCCCCAGCAUGUCCGUUUUUCCCAUGGACGAUUCGGACGGGAUUAGUUUUACCAAACUGUAUUUUUUUUUUUUUUUAAUGUACCAUUAUGACGGAAGCCUGGAGGCUCUUCUAGGCCUGAAGAUAUUUCAAAUGUCUAUGGAUAACCUAAUAUUGGCCUAAUGGCCUUCAGUUCAGAGAAAGUCUAAAUAAUAAUGCAUAUCAAUAAGAACCAUGAACUGUAACCUAUGUAGAAAUGUAAUUACCUGACGUAUUUGGCAAUUUAUCAAUUCAUUGGCACAAUAUCAGCCACUUCAUCUUUUAAAAGAGAAGUAUGGCACUAGGAAAGUUGAUGUGGAAAAAAAACAGUUAAUCUGUAGGCUACGUGCAUAGCACUUUAUUUUAAGCGUCAAUUUGUUCCCAUGUUCUACCCAAACUGGGUGCAGCACCUGUUAAAAACUCUGUAAUAUCCCUCAAAACACAGGGAUGAUGAUUCGCACGGGAUAAGUAUUAUUAGAGGACCUUGGAGUUUGCCGAAAAACAGUAGGUUUUUAGGGCUGGGAUAAUAACCUUCCUUCCAUGUAAAAAUGACCGACAUGGCAGAUUCGGACGGGACUAAAAUUACGGAUGUGGUGUUUUGUGCUCGUGCACAUAAUUACAUUACCGGAGCUCCCCCAGUAAAACGUAUCCCGUCCGAAUAGGGUUUAAGUUUCACUUGGUGGGAUUUAAUACCAGAAACAACAAGCUGGUAUUCAGGCAUAGAGAUGACACCCACAUUAUUGAAAAAGGUGCUUCAGCACCAGAAAGCUGUCUUCACAUGUAA